This is a messenger RNA of Zalophus californianus (California sea lion), 1754 nucleotides long. RefSeq names its product natural killer cell cytotoxicity receptor 3 ligand 1 (gene NCR3LG1). The transcript has 5 exons. The coding region runs from base 484 to 1419 and encodes 311 amino acids. Lineage: Eukaryota; Metazoa; Chordata; Mammalia; Carnivora; Otariidae. The record is from RefSeq and is a predicted model, not a curated record.
AGCUGACGGAGCCACGUGCUGUAUGGUGAGAGCAGUGGCCCCGCUCCGCGCAGCGCUCUAGCAAAGACACCAAGUACCGCGGCGCCUGGGGUAAACCCGCCGCCGGCUCCCGGCCUCAGUUUACAGAGUGACCUCGGCCCAAGGCCCCGCCCCACCUCUGGAAGGCGGCCUUGGUGCUCCGCCUUUGGCACCCUCUCCCCCAGCGCGCAGCCUCCUGCCCGCCCUCCCGGCGCGCGGCUCUUUCACGUGGUCAGAGGAGUGUGAAGGGACUCAUCUCAACUCACUUUGCGGAGUACCAGAGGAGACAUAAAGGCCCGGAAGUCCGCUUUGCGGUUCAGGUUAAUCCCCUCCGUCUCCACACGGACUCAGUGACGGUUCCUGCCGUGUCGCCGCAGCUGCUAGUUGCAUCAGGUCGUGCGCGCGGCGCCGGCGUUUUCGGACACUGGGCCGGGCUCCAGCCGGCCAGGCCCGCGGACCAUAGACAUGGAGCACUGGUGGCUGCUCCUGCCGCUGUCUAGGCCUCAGCUUCUGGCCCUGUGGCUCUGGCCACCCAGCGCAGGUUUUCUGCAAGUGGAGAUGGCAGGGGAGACUCAGACGGUGCUUCUGAAUCACAAUGCCACUAUUAUCUGCAAAGUCCAGGGUUACCACCACCUGGACAUCACAAUUAUGGGUAUCACCUGGUUUUGGAAGCAUCGAGUGUCUGCAACAGAAGUUAAACUGUUUGAGUUUUUUGGAGACCACCAAAUGACAGUCCGACCUGGAGCCUCCGUGUCUCCCUGGAGGCUGAAAAGGGGGGAUGCCUCGCUGCAGCUGCCAGGGGUCCAGCUGUGGGAAGCAGGAGAGUACCGAUGUGAGGUGGUGAUCACCCCUCACAAAGCAGUGGGAACAGUCCGGCUGGAGGUUGUGGCUUACCCAGUCAGCAGCUUGUUUCCAGAGCAAGCCAUGGUGAAAGAAAAUGAAGAACAACUUAUUUCGUGUAUGGCAAGUGGGUUCUACCCCACGAACAUUACUGUAACAUGGAAAAAGUGGACCCCGAAGAAUCCCCAGUAUGUGGAGUUUUCUGAGGGCGUCUUCACUAAUUGUACCACCAAAAAUGAGGACGGCAUGUUUAAUGUCACUAGCUUCUUGAUGCUAAAGCCCUCUCUGGAAGACAACAUGACCAUCUACCAGUGUGUGGUAUGGCACGAAUCCUUGCCUACCUCCCAGAGGCUCAACUUCUCCUUGACUAUGAUAGAAUCUGAGAAGUCACCUUGUACUCUGAAGUACGUUUUUCUCUGUGCUGGAAUAAUCUUCGUAAUCGUACUGAUUUUAUCUAUUUUUUGGAAACAGGUACUACGUCAAACAAAUGCCUUAUUCUCCAUCAUGAAAGCUUAUUCUCGGAAUACCCAGAUUGACACAAGAGAGACUGAAGAACUAUAAUGAGGUGCUUUCAUUAUGAUGCAUUCAUGGCUUAUUCUGAUGGGGGAACCACUAGAAGAAAAUCGGAAGUUUUUACCCAGAAACAGCAGAGACAACAAGGUCUCUCAGUGAAUGCGUCUGUAACUGAAAUUACUUUUCCCGGUGGCUUAGAUGGCUUGCUCAAGAGCAGACUGUUCAAGCUGCCUUCUUUGAUAGCCUCCUGCCAGUUGACUUAUCCAAAAAAAAAAGCAACACUUCCCAAAGAAGACAUACAGAUGGCCAAAAGACACAUGAAAAAGGUGCUCAACAUCACUCAUCAUCAGGGAAAUCAAAACCACAAUGACAUAUUACCUCAC